Cordyceps fumosorosea ARSEF 2679 is the source of this 1023-nucleotide messenger RNA. RefSeq names its product serine family amino acid catabolism-related protein. The coding region runs from base 1 to 1023 and encodes 340 amino acids. NCBI's taxonomy places the organism in Eukaryota, Fungi, Ascomycota, Sordariomycetes, Hypocreales, Cordycipitaceae. The transcript has 2 exons. Gene Ontology annotation, molecular function: L-serine ammonia-lyase activity; pyridoxal phosphate binding; threonine deaminase activity. The record is from RefSeq and is a predicted model, not a curated record. Gene Ontology annotation, biological process: L-serine catabolic process; L-threonine catabolic process.
AUGGGAUCUCUCGGUGGUGAGACUACUACCCUUCCUUGGGUCAAGACGCCCUGCGUCUACAGCACUGCUGUUUCUCGUGCCGUUGGCUGCAACAUCUACCUCAAGCUCGACAACCUCCAGCCUUCGGGCUCCUUCAAGUCCCGCGGCAUUGGCAACCUCAUGACCCGCGCCGUCGCCCACCACCCCGGCAAUGUGCACUUUUACUGCGCCUCUGGUGGCAACGCUGGCCUCGCCUGCGCUACCUCGGCCCUCGCCCUUGACCGGCCCUGCACUGUCGUUGUCCCCCUCACCACAUCUGACUUUAUGAAGAACAAGCUCAUCGCCCUCGGCGCCCGUGUCGAGCAGGUGGGCAAGAACCUCUUCGCUGCCGAGCAGUACGUCAAGCAAGAGCUCGUCGCCAACGAUCCGGAUGGCGUUUUCGUCCCGCCCUUUGAUCACCCCGAUAUCUGGGACGGCGCCGCCAGCCUCAUCCCCGAGCUACGCGACCAGAUGGACGUGCCCAUGGACGCCAUCGUUUGCUCCGUAGGCGGUGGCGGCCUCUUCAACGGCCUCAUGCAGGGCAUCGAGACCUUCCCCUGGUCCGGCAGCAAGCCCCAUGUCGUCGGCGUCGAGACCGCUGGCGCCGACUCCCUCAACGCCUCCCUCAACGCCAACGAGCACCUCACCCUCCCCGAGAUCACCUCCAUCGCCGUAUCCCUCGGCUGUUCCCGCGUCUCAGCCCAGACGUGGAAGUGGGCACACUACCCCAACACCCACAGCAUGGUCGUCUCCGAUGCCGACGCCGCCAUGGCCUGCGUCCGCUUUGCCGACGACGCCCGCCUCCUCGUCGAGGUCUCCUGUGGUGCCGCUCUGGCUGCUGCUUACCGCGGCGACCUCCGUGCUUCCAUCGGAAAGGGCCUCUCUGACGCCGAGUGGGCUGAGAAGAACGUUGUCCUGAUCGUCUGCGGCGGCUCCGGUGUCUCUCUGCAGCUCCUCGACCGCUACGUUCAGGAGUACGGCCCUCACUCCGCUAUCAAGGUCUAA